Messenger RNA from Arachis duranensis, 867 nucleotides. RefSeq lists its product as uncharacterized. The transcript has a single exon. The coding region runs from base 1 to 867 and encodes 288 amino acids. NCBI's taxonomy places the organism in Eukaryota, Viridiplantae, Streptophyta, Magnoliopsida, Fabales, Fabaceae. The record is from RefSeq and is a predicted model, not a curated record.
AUGGAUAAAGGUGAAAAGCCCUUUCGCUAUGAGGCUAUGUGGAAAUCACACCCCAAUUUUGAUGAAUUUGUUUUAAAAAAUUGGAGUCCUUCUAAUUCAUUUUCUGCAUCACUCAAUUCUCUUGCUGUCAAUUUGAAAAAAUGGAAUAACGAUGUCUUCGGCAAUGUGUUUAAGAGAAAAAGAAAAGUCCUAAACAGAAUCAAUGGUAUCCAAAAAGCUUCGACCUACGGCAGAAAUCCCUUUCUCAAAGACUUGGAGCAGCAACUUGUUACAGAGCUUGAAGAAAUUUUGAAUCAAGAAGAAACACUCUGCCUUCAAAAAUCUAGACAGAAUUGGAUUGUUGACAGAGAUAGAAAUACAAGGUAUUACCAUACAAAAACAGCCAUAAGAAGGAAGAAAAAUAGAAUCCUUAAGCUUCGAAAAAGUGAUGGGCAAUGGUGUGACCAACAAGAGAGAGUUAUGGAGAUGGUAAUGAAUUUUUUCAAAGCCCUUUACCAAGAAGAGAAUGGCAACUGCACCUUCCUUAAUACGAUUUUCACUUUUCCAGAACUCCGUAAAGAUCUUAAAGAUGUCCUUUCUAUUCCUCCUUCAUACACUCAGAUUCAAAAAGCGUUGUUUGACAUUAGGUCCUUGAAAGUCCUUAGGGAGGAUGGUUUCCCAGCCCUCUUCUAUAAGGAGAAUUGGAAUGUAAUAAAAGGUUCGUUUAUCCCUUUUAUUUUACAACUCUGGCAUAACCCUAGGAUUAUUGAAUCCAUCAAUCAAACUCUCGUCACUCUGAUUCCUAAGGUUCCUAAUCCAGAAUUUGUCUCGCAAUUUCGGCCUAUAGCACUUGUAAUGUUGCUUAUAAGACCAUCACUAAAAUUGUGA